AUGGUUCGCAUUAACAACGCCUAUGAUCUUAAUCACUGGCUUUUGGUGCUAUUUUUCUUAGCACAACUAUGUAUUUUUGUGUCAUCUUCUGACGCCUCAGAAAUCCAAACCCUAUUGAAAUUCAAGUCCUUUUUGUCCAAUGACACAGCUCUAGACAACUGGAACAACUCCACCAACCCCUGCAAUGGCACCACAAACAUUUGGUCAGGCUUGUACUGUGAAAAAAAUGGCAAGGUGUACGGGUUGAAGUUGCAGAACAUGGGUCUCAUGGGCAUAAUUGAUAUCGACACCCUUUCGGGUUUGUCUGCCCUUCGAAGCAUAAGCAUCAUGAACAACAACUUUGAAGGCCCACUGCCUAGUGUGAACAAGAUUGGUGCACUCAUAGGAGUUUACUUGUCCAACAAUCAAUUCACUGGUGAAAUUCCAGAAAUUGCUUUUGAGGGCAUGAAUCAAUUGAAGAAUAUUUAUUUGGAUGGAAAUGAAUUCUCCGGGGAAAUACCAAGUUCUUUGGCUGCAUUGCCUAAACUUACAGUAUUGGAUCUCCAGGGAAACCAAUUCAGUGGGGAGAUACCAAAUUUCCCACAAGACCCAAAUGGAUGGAAGCAUUUCAAUGUAUCAAACAACCAGCUCGAGGGUCCUAUUCCGGCAAGCCUGAGCAAUUUAGAUGCAAGCGCCUUCGUGGGAAACAAAGGGUUGUGCGGAAAGCCACUUACCCCUUGCAAAUCCUCAAUGAAGUGGAUCAACUCUUUUUGAGAAGCUAGGAAAACUCGCACCAGCGUGCAUAUAUAGUGCAAC
Molecule: messenger RNA, 795 nt
Organism: Prunus dulcis (almond)
Lineage: Eukaryota; Viridiplantae; Streptophyta; Magnoliopsida; Rosales; Rosaceae
Product: pollen receptor-like kinase 4
Exons: 2
Coding region: 1-753 (250 amino acids)
Molecular function (GO): protein binding
Source: RefSeq, a predicted model, not a curated record